GUUAUUGCCCUUGGGAAUGGCGAUUCCUCUUCUUCAUCUUCGCCCCGAGAUGGACAUUAUGCGAACUUUUACCCGAGUUUAAGCAUAGCAUGAAAUCAGCAGUGAGAAAGAAAGUGUAACAGUAUGGCCAAGAAGAGCAAGAGGAGAGGUUCUAGCAGCAGCAGCGCCACGACACCGUCACCAUGAUGGUACGGGGACUUCGACGACUCGUCAUCAAGAAAUUUGGAGGGAUGAGGAGGUUUAUGCUGAUUGCUGUAUGUGUGGUAGUCAUUCUGUACUGUGUACAGGCAAUACUGGCUGGAUCAAAUCGGCAAAUAUGGGAUGUUCGGGGCUCAUGGAACCUGUCAGAUUCACGAUGUGGAGUGAAGUGUGAGAACAACCAACUUGCAUUCUAUGUGCGGACUGGAGAUGGCAACAAGGCUGGGCCAACCAUCUGCUUUGAGGGAGAAGUGUUAAUAAGCCCGGAAAUGAAGAACUUUGGCCGGGGUUUGAACAUCAUCUCUAUCAGUGAGAAAACAUUUGAUGUGACAGAUAUUAAAACAUUUGACACCUAUGUGGAAGACUCAGGGUUGAUAAGAUUCCUCAAGAAGAUGCCAGCAGAGACAGUUGUAAUCAUGAGCAGUUACGAUGAAGUCUCCUCAAGCCUGAAGGAAGAUGGGAAAAGAUGGCUAAAAUAUUUUGGGAGUUCUGGAGCUGACAACUUGCAGUUCCGUGAUGGCUUCCUAAUGAUUGGCCAGAAGGGGCUGAAGGAGGGCCAUGCCAUUGAAUAUGUUGUGAAGAGAAAGAACAAUCAAGACUUCUCGGAUGUCAUGGAGAAAGCAGGUUGUUUUUCUCUGCCAAUGGGGCCUAAGCGAGACCUACAGCAGCUGUUGCCACAGGUGAUUCACCAGAAGGAGAUGCAGCUGGGUCCGUCCAUCGCCAACUGUGGGGUGCCGGAGUCCUGCGGACCACACUCCUUCCCUGUCAGCGUCUUCUCGGGGGAGGGAAACAAGAUUCAGCCAGAGAUUUGCAUCAGUGGCCAUCUGAUGAUGACAGAGAAUCUGAACAAUGGAGGCCGUGGGUUUAACGUCAUCGUUGUUGACCCAGACACUGGUGUUCCUAAGAUGAUGUCACGAGUGGACACCUACACGUAUGACAGCACAGACUUGGAGAUACUACUGGAAUCACUGGCAGACAGGGAUAUCAUCAUCUCCCUUGUUGCAGACGACGGCGCUAAGAAACUGGGUUAUAUGGCCAGGGAGUUGCUGAACCAGAUGGGGAGCGGACUCAUACAGAACCUCCGCUUCAGAGAUGUCUGGUACUUUGUAGGACAGAAGGGCAUUGAGGGAUUCACCCAGCUGGAGCAGAUCAGCUAUGCAGGAUUUGAAGGUGAAUGGCCAAGGGCUGUGAAGAAAUCAUUCUGUGUUCCCAGAAAACUUAAAGGUCAGAAGAUUGUCCCGGAUCCUGAUGUUUACCGAAAUGAUGGCAGGAGGGAGUUUUGUAAGAAAUAUGACGGAUACCCAGAGUUCUGUGACCCUACCCAUGUGGAUGAUUUCCUGAAGCCAGUAGGAGUUGUGGACAAAGCACUACAAAACCAUCGCAUCUUCUCCACACCCAUUAUUGUGGUGCCAGGGUUGAACCACAAUGCUCUGGUACGGACUCUGGAGACGACGCUGAUGCAGCCGGGGAUGAAACCAGACAUGGUGGCUGUGAUGUGGGAUGAGAAAUUUCCAGAACAUGGAGAUCUGGCUGAUUUGUUUGGCUUCAGGAAUGCCAGCUUGAAAAGCAGCGUGCAGUAUUACGAGCAAAUGGCCAAAGCUAUGAGAAUGAUAGAUGUGGUCUAUCCUGAUUCUAGUCAUGUGAUCGUGCUGGAGGAAGAGCUGCUGUUGGCUCCCAACUUCCUCCAUUUUAUGUCCCACUUCCUCCCGGUGCUGGACGCUGACGACAGCCUCAUGGGCGUCUCAGCCUGGAACUAUAAUGGUUUUGAGAAGUUGUCAGGAAACAAGAAUCUCAUCUACAGGGUGGAGGAGUUCCCUGGACUUGGAUUUCUUCUGAAAAGCAAACCUUUCCUGAAAAUACUCACGUCAUCCAUACACAAGUGUUGUAAAGACAGAGCAUGGGCGGGCUGGCGGCUGAGCGUGGACUACAAUGGAGAGAUCCUCGUCCCAGACAUGUCUCGGGUCUUCAGACAGCCUUAUCAAGGAGCAGAUACAAGUAAAGAGCUGAUAACACAGUUGUUUGGAAAACCCAGAACCACACUUCUAGAUGGACCAACACCAUUGACUGGGAUGAGUAACUUGACGAUGGUCUCGUAUGAGCAGCAGCUGAAACACAACAUAGCCAGCAGCGUCAGCUUCCCCAUCACUGACCUUCAACUCUGUGUACAGAAGGUCAAGGACUUUGAUGUGAAAAUCUCCGCAGAUGAAAAGCGCCCUCUGGUGGUAUAUUAUAUGCAGGAUUCCCCCAGCGACUAUUCCUUGUUACGGGAGCUGUGUCGCUGUUUUGGGUUGUUCGCUGCUGAGCACUACAAACCUCGCAACCUACACCGUGGGCUUCUACGGUUCUUCUAUGAAGGCCAUGAUGUCUACUUGGUCGGGUCUGCCACAGAGUACUUCAAACUCAAGCCAGCUCUUGUUUCAAUGAUUUCAAAGAAUCUGCUUCAGAGAUGAUUAGCAGAACAUGUUUGGCACCUCAGGUUUCCACAGAGUUCUUUUAUACACGGUUUUCGAUGUAAGGAUAAUAUUUUUGCCACAACUAAUAUAAACCUUUUGAGAUGUACAGCGUACUUUGAGGAAUAUCAAAUUGUAAGAGAAGCAAAAAUUGAA
Molecule: messenger RNA, 2804 nt
Organism: Haliotis rubra (blacklip abalone)
Lineage: Eukaryota; Metazoa; Mollusca; Gastropoda; Lepetellida; Haliotidae
Product: protein O-linked-mannose beta-1,2-N-acetylglucosaminyltransferase 1-like
Exons: 26
Coding region: 183-2648 (821 amino acids)
Biological process (GO): protein O-linked glycosylation via N-acetylgalactosamine
Cellular component (GO): Golgi membrane
Molecular function (GO): beta-1,3-galactosyl-O-glycosyl-glycoprotein beta-1,3-N-acetylglucosaminyltransferase activity
Source: RefSeq, a predicted model, not a curated record